AUGAACAAAGGAGCAGGCAUUGAUAUUGGUGGUGAAGAUGGGUUUACAGCUCUUCACAGAGCAUCAUUGGAGGGUCAUCUUGAUAUUGUCAAAUCCCUUGUUAGGAAAGGGGCAGAGCUGGAGAGAAUAGCUAAUGAUUACUGGACACCUCUACUCCUGGCUUUAGACGGUGGCCAUCUUGACAUUGCAGAGUACCUUUUGACGGAAGGAGCCAAUAUUAACACGUGUGGUAAAGCUGGAUGUACAGCACUACACAAUGCAUCACAAACUGGUAAUAUUGAUGGGGUGAAAUUUCUAACCAGUCAAGGAGCAGAGCUGGAUAGGAGCACUGACGAUGGUUGGACCGCACUUAGUUUGGCUUCAUUUGGGGGACACCUUGACAUUGUCAAAGUUCUCGUUAACGAAGGGGUAGAGGUUGACAAAGCACUCAGGAGCGGGAUGACACCCUUGUGUCUUGCAACAGGAGGAGGCCAUCUGGGUAUUGUCGAGGUCUUACUGAACGUAGGAGCAAAAAUUGAUAACUGUAAUCAAGACGGGUUAACAGCACUCCACAUUGCAUCGUCCAAUGGACACGUUGAAAUAGUUCAUCAUCUUGUUAGGAGAGGGGCACAGCUUGACAAACGUGAGAAAACCGACAAGACACCCUUGUAUUGUGCUUCUCAAAAAGGCCAUCUUAAAGUGGUCGAGUAUAUUGUGGACAAAGGAGCAUGCAUUGAUAUUGGUGAUAAAGAUGGGUUAACAGCCCUUCACAGAGCAUCAUUGAAGGGUCAUCUUGACAUCGUCGAAUAUCUUGUUAGGAAAGGAGCACAGCUUGACAAAUGUGACAAACACGACAGGACACGCUUGUUUUGGGCUUCUCAAGAAGGCCAUCUUGAAGUCGUCGAGAAAGGGGCAGCGCUGGAGAGAAUAGCUAAUGAUUACUGGACACCUCUACUCCUGGCUUUAGACGGUGGUCAUCUUGACAUUGUAGAGUACCUUUUGACGGAAGGAGCCAAUAUUAACACGUGUGGUAAAGUUGGAUGUACAGCACUACAUAAUGCAUCACAAACUGGUAAUAUUGAUGGGCUGAAAUUUCUAACUAGUCAAGGAGCAGAGCUGGAUAGGAGCACUGACGAUGGUUGGACCGCACUUAGUUUGGCUUCACUUGGGGGACACCUUGACAUUGUCAAAGUUCUCGUUAACGAAGGGGUAGAGGUUGAAAAAGCACUCAGGAGCGGGAUGACACCCUUGUGUAUUGCAACAAAAAGCGGCCAUCUGGGUAUUGUCGAGGUCUUACUGAACGUAGGAGCAAAAAUUGAUAACUGUAAUCAAGACGGGUUAACAGCACUCCACAUCGCCUCGUCCAAUGGACACGUUGAAAUAGUUCAUCAUCUUGUUAGGAAAGGGGCACAGCUUGACAAACGUGACAAAACCGAUAAGACACCCUUGUAUUGUGCUUCUCGAAAAGGCCAUCUUAAAGUGGUCGAGUAUAUUGUGGACAAAGGAGCAUGCAUUGAUAUUGGUGAUAAAGAUGGGUUAACAGCUCUUCACAGAGCAUCAUUGGAGGGUCAUCUUGACAUCGUCGAAUAUCUUGUUAGGAAAGGAGCACAGCUUGACAAAUGUGACAAACACGACAGGACACGCUUGUUUUGGGCUUCUCAAGAAGGCCAUCUUGAAGUCGUCGAUAAAGGGGCACAGCUUGAUAGAUGUGACAAAAACGACAGGACACCCUUGUCUUGUGCCUCUCAAGAAGGCCAUCUUGAAGUCGUCGAGUAUAUCGUGGACAAAGGAGCGGGCAUUGAAAAGGGUGAUAAAGAUGGGUUUACAGCUCUUCACAUUGCAUCAUUCAGGGGUCAUCUUGAUAUUGUCAAAUACCUUACUAGUAAAGGGGCACAGCUUGAUAAAUGUGACAAAGACGUCGGGACACUGUCACACCUUGCUCUUAACCAUCUAGGUAUACAUGACUAUCUUUUGAAUAAAGAAGCAACAAAGAUCGUUGAGCCAUUCAUUGGGUUUGAAGAGGACCACUAUGACUACCUUCGCAGUACUUUUGGUGGUGCUGCUUUCCCUAGCUAUAUGCCCCAAUCCUCGAUCUCCUCGAGAAAGAGCAUCAAAGAAAAGACAAUGAUUAUAAGUCUCGACGAGUAUGGCAUCAAGGUUCUACUUUCACCCGAAGAUCUGGACAAAGCCACAUAUAUCACAGCAGAAGCAUUGCCAAGUAUUCCACCUGACUUAAACCUGGAAAAAGACGAAGUUGUCAUCUCAGUUGGGCUUAAGCUUUCCCCUCCUGGUCUUCAGUUUAAAACCCGGUGGAAGUUACGGUCUCACAUAGUGCUAUUUUCAGCAAGCCAGACAAGGCGGAAAUUGUGCUGUACACCCGAAGGACUGGUGUUAUAUGGGUACCCGGCAAAGGUAUGUACCACAUGGUACGUUGCAACCAUCACGUCACUUACGUGCAUUACAUCGCGUCUGAACUUUGAACAAAACGAGAUAUGCGUAGAUCAAGACUACUCCACAGAGCUUGCAUAG
Messenger RNA from Strongylocentrotus purpuratus (purple sea urchin), 2508 nucleotides. RefSeq names its product ankyrin repeat domain-containing protein 50-like. The transcript is spliced from 5 exons. The record is from RefSeq and is a predicted model, not a curated record. Bases 1 to 2508 code for a protein of 835 amino acids. Gene Ontology annotation, biological process: innate immune response. NCBI's taxonomy places the organism in Eukaryota, Metazoa, Echinodermata, Echinoidea, Camarodonta, Strongylocentrotidae. Gene Ontology annotation, molecular function: protein binding. Gene Ontology annotation, cellular component: cytoplasm.